GUAUGCUUUGGGCUCUCAGGCGCAGCUUUAGCACUUGGUCCGAAGAGAUUGCCACUCGCCUCUUCGUCUCGAUAAUACGACCAAUGCUAGAGUAAGGCACUCCCGCAUACUGUCCCAUCACCCGGGGCGAAGUAGAAAAGCUUGAGCGGGUGCAGCAUGUAGCCACUAGGCUGAUUCCCAACUUACGAGGUAUGCCAUACGAAGACCGAUGUAAGAAACUAGGGUUAUACACCCUAUCUUAUCGUCGGCUGAGGGUUGACCUCAUCAUGACGCACCGAAUAUUACAUCUGGGUGAUUACCCCAUGUUGAGACAACUACUUCAUCUGCGCACACCAAGCUGCACGCGAGGACACCGGUAUAAACUUAUCAUCCCGGAUUUGAAGCGGGUCGCCCAUCAACUCUGUUUCGAACGAAGAGUGGUGAAUGUCUGGAACGACCUGCCUCAGCAUAUAGUAGAAGCGAACACAGUGGCUAAAUUCAAGAUGCUACUAGACAAACAAUUUGCAGAGGCAAAGUACAGAGAGCGAAACGAUAAAUAAA
Messenger RNA from Dicrocoelium dendriticum, 540 nucleotides. Lineage: Eukaryota; Metazoa; Platyhelminthes; Trematoda; Plagiorchiida; Dicrocoeliidae. The record is from the annotation of a GenBank genome assembly.